AUGAAAAUUGCCUACGGCGAGAAACUCACCAUCACCGUGUUGGCACUCAUUGGUUGCGUCGCCGCUGACGUCUCACACUUAUCCGGCUCGUACUUGCCGCCCGUACAGCCCCAACCUCAGUAUCUACCACCUGCUCAAGAGUACUUGCCACCUUCUCAACCGCAACCACAAUACUUGCCACCCGCAGCACCGGAGCCACAAUAUCUGCCUCCUCAACCACAAUACUUGCCACCUGUGGCGCCUCAACCCCAGUACCUGCCGCCUGUUGCGCCACAACCUCAAUACUUGCCGCCUGCUGAACCUCAACCACAAUAUCUGCCGCCUGCACCUCAGUACCUGCCUCCUGCCGCUCCAGCACCUGAGUACUUGCCGCCUGUUGAUACACCUGUCGCAGAGGAUGGUUACCGCUAUAGAACCGUGAAGAAGUACCGUUUGAGAAGCCACUAA
This is a messenger RNA of Bactrocera tryoni, 447 nucleotides long. Its product is annotated as repetitive proline-rich cell wall protein 2-like. The transcript has 2 exons. NCBI's taxonomy places the organism in Eukaryota, Metazoa, Arthropoda, Insecta, Diptera, Tephritidae. Bases 1 to 447 code for a protein of 148 amino acids. The record is from RefSeq and is a predicted model, not a curated record.